Messenger RNA from Tetrapisispora phaffii CBS 4417, 1017 nucleotides. RefSeq names its product Myg1p (gene MYG1). Gene Ontology annotation, cellular component: cytoplasm; nucleus. The record is from RefSeq and is a predicted model, not a curated record. The transcript has a single exon. Bases 1 to 1017 code for a protein of 338 amino acids. NCBI's taxonomy places the organism in Eukaryota, Fungi, Ascomycota, Saccharomycetes, Saccharomycetales, Saccharomycetaceae.
AUGAUGUCAGUUGCUAAAAAACUUAAAAUCGACGAAAUGGUUAAAAAAAUUUGUACUCAUUCGAACUCCUUCCAUGCUGAUGAAGCUUUAGCUGUCUAUAUGCUAAGACUAUUACCUGAAUAUAGGGAUGCUAGUGUCACCAGAUCUAGAGAUCCUGCUGACUGGGAAGCGAGUGAUAUUGUAGUGGAUGUUAGUGGUAAAUAUGAUGGUGUCAAAUUCUUUGACCAUCAUCAACGUGAAUUCUCUGAAACGUUCAAUGAAUCUUAUAAAACAAAAUUGUCAAGUGCUGGUUUAGUCUUUAAGCAUUUCGGUCGUGACAUAAUUUCAAGUGUAUUAACUGGAAACGUCAAUAUUAAAGAAAAUGAAUUAGAUAUUUUAUAUGAUAAAGUUUACAAAAAUUUUAUUGAAGCUUUGGAUGCAAAUGAUAACGGUAUCAAUAACUUUGAUGUCGAUGAAUUAAAAGUUAAGGAAAAAUUUAUUGAUAAAGGUAUCACUUUACCAGGUGUCAUCUCGAACAUGAACCCUGAUUGGAAUGAUGACUGUUCCGCUGCUAAAUUUGAUGAAAUGUUCUUCGUGGCUUCUAAAUUCAUUGGUGACAUUUUCGUUAGAUUAGUAAAGAGAUACGGUGAAUCUUGGCUACCUGCUAAGGCUCUAGUAGCUGACGCUGUCUCGAAAAGAUUCCAAAUUGACCCCUCUGGUAAAAUUAUUUUAUUCGAACAAUUCUGUCCAUGGAAAGAACAUUUAUAUGCUGUUGAAAAAGAAUUAAAUAUUGAAAAUAAAAUUGAAUUCGUAUUGUUUAAGGACUCAGGUAACACUUGGAGGGUUUCUACUGUUCCAGUGAGCUCCACAUCUUUUAAAUUCAGGAGGGGUUUACCAGAACCACUAAGAGGUUUAAGAGACGAAGAAUUAAGUGAGAAAAGUGGUGUCCCAGAUUGUGUUUUCAUCCAUGCAGCUGGUUUCAUCGGUGGCGCGAAAUCUAAAGAUUCUGUCUUAAAGUUAGCCAAAAUGUCAUAUUAA